Musa acuminata AAA Group (dessert banana) is the source of this 408-nucleotide messenger RNA. Its product is annotated as ATP synthase epsilon chain, chloroplastic. The record is from RefSeq and is a predicted model, not a curated record. Gene Ontology annotation, biological process: proton motive force-driven ATP synthesis. Bases 1 to 408 code for a protein of 135 amino acids. The transcript has a single exon. Lineage: Eukaryota; Viridiplantae; Streptophyta; Magnoliopsida; Zingiberales; Musaceae. Gene Ontology annotation, molecular function: proton-transporting ATP synthase activity, rotational mechanism.
AUGACCUUAAAUCUUUGUGUACUGACUCCUAAUCGAAUUAUUUGGGACUCAGAAGUGAAAGAAAUAAUUUUAUCUACUAAUAGUGGCCAAAUUGGCGUAUUACCAAACCACGCCCCUAUUGCCACGGCUGUAGAUAUAGGUCUUUUGAGAAUACGCCUCAACAACGACCAAUGGUUAACGGUGGCUCUGAUGGGUGGUUUCGCUAGAAUAGGUAAUAAUGAAAUCACCAUUUUAGGAAAUGAUGCGGAAAUAAGUACUGACAUUGAUCCGCAAGAAGCUCAACAAGCUCUUGAAAUAGCUGAAGCUAACUUGAGUAGAGCUGAGGGUAAGAGACAAGCAAUUGAAGCGAAUCUAGCUCUCAGACGAGCUAGGACACGAGUAGAGGCUGUCAAUGUUAUUUCCUACUAG